This is a messenger RNA of Perca flavescens (yellow perch), 570 nucleotides long. RefSeq names its product guanylate cyclase activator 1C (gene guca1c). Bases 1 to 570 code for a protein of 189 amino acids. The record is from RefSeq and is a predicted model, not a curated record. Gene Ontology annotation, molecular function: calcium sensitive guanylate cyclase activator activity; calcium ion binding. NCBI's taxonomy places the organism in Eukaryota, Metazoa, Chordata, Actinopteri, Perciformes, Percidae. The transcript is spliced from 4 exons.
AUGGGUUCCUAUAACUCCAACCUGGAUGAUAUCAUGGAGGAGGACAUGCACCACUGGUACGCCAAAUUCAUGAGGGAGUCUCCUUCAGGACUUAUAACACUCUUUGAGCUCAAGACUAUGCUUGACAUGAAUGGUAUGACAGAGGAGUCCAGCAGCUAUGUGGAGCAGGUCUUCAUCACCUUUGACAUGGAUGGGGAUGGCUAUAUAGACUUUGUGGAAUACAUCGCAGCAAUAAGUUUAUUACUGAAAGGAGAAAUUAACCAGAAACUAAAGUGGUACUUCAAGCUCUUUGAUCAAGAUGGAAAUGGGAAGAUUGACAAGGAUGAACUGGAGACCAUAUUUAAGGCAAUUCAAGAUAUCACCAGAAAUUACGAAGUUCCUCCAGAAGAAAUUGUAACUCUUAUAUAUGAGAAGAUUGAUGUCAACGGAGAAGGUGAGCUGACACUGGAGGAGUUCAUCAGUGGAGCCAAGGAUCAUCCCGACAUUAUGGAAAUGCUCACCAAGAUGAUGGACCUUACCACCGUCCUGGAAAUCAUUCUUAAAGGCCAACAGAAGAAAGAUGUGAAAUGA